Molecule: messenger RNA, 2914 nt
Organism: Clunio marinus
Lineage: Eukaryota; Metazoa; Arthropoda; Insecta; Diptera; Chironomidae
Source: the annotation of a GenBank genome assembly
GUCACUUUUAAUACGAACUGACUGUUCAAAAAAAAUCCCAUAAAUGACGUCCUCUUAAAAUAUUGUGACAAAACUUAAAUUUCUUAUCUUUCAAGCAGCCACAAAAGUUUUUUUGUUCAAAAAUUAUCAAAUCAAUUUUUACUGCAAGAUUAAGCUCAGAUUUUAUCUUAUAAUUAAAAGAUCCACGAGAAUAAAUAUUAAUUAGAAUCAUGAAGAAGAAGGUUUUACUAAUGGGCAAAUCAGGAUCUGGAAAGACAAGUAUGAGAUCUAUAAUAUUUGCUAAUUACAUUGCCAGAGACACAAGACGAUUAGGUGCAACAAUAGAUGUCGAGCAUUCACACGUUCGUUUCCUUGGUAAUCUUGUCCUCAAUCUCUGGGAUUGUGGUGGUCAAGAAUCGUACAUGGAUCAAUACUUCCAAUCUCAAAAAGAAAAUAUCUUCAGAAAUGUUGAGGUUCUCAUUUAUGUAUUUGAUGUGGAGUCACGAGAAUUUGACAAAGAUAUGCAUUAUUAUCAAUCAUGUCUGGAAGCGAUUCUCAACUUUUCUCCGGAAGCCAAAAUUUUUUGUCUCAUCCACAAAAUGGAUUUACUCCCAGAGGAUCAACGUGAAUCAAUUUUCCGAACAAGACAAGAGGAUUUGAAGAAACUUUCGCUUCCACUUGAAUGCACUGCCUUCCGAACAUCAAUUUGGGAUGAGACGCUAUAUCGAGCGUGGAGUUCCAUUGUUUACCAGCUCAUCCCGAACGUCAAAGCAUUAGAGAAUUCACUUCAUCAAUUUGCAAAUAUCCUUGAUGCUGAUGAAGUCUUACUUUUUGAAAGAGCAACUUUUCUUGUCAUUUCACAUUGUCAACUGAAGCACCAUUCGGAUUCACAUCGAUUUGAAAAAGUUUCCAACAUAAUCAAACAAUUCAAACUUUCAUGUGCAAAAUUAGGUGCGAAAUUUCAGUCUAUGGAAGUUAGGAACAGUCAAUUUGCUGCUUUUAUCGAUACAUUUACUAGUAAUACAUACAUUAUGGUCAUUCAGUCAAGCGAUCCACAAAUGCCUUCAGAAGCGACGCUCGUCAACAUAAGGAAUGCUCGAAAAUAUUUUGAAGAACUGGAAAAUCCACUAAACAAUUCGAUCUCUUCUUAUCAGUCCGUAAAUAAUUACAACUGAUAUCAUUAGUAAAGGUCGUUUUGCUUCUUCAUAUUCAAAAGAUUGACGUUAAAGCUUAACGAAGCUAAUUAUGCGAGCUUUUUGUAACUCACUCAUGGCGAUUAUUAAUGUUUUUAGCCAACUUUUGUUUUUGUUAAAUGAAAAAUGACGUUAUAUUGAAAACCGAUAAUAAAAUGUGAAGACGAAUUGAAAUUUAUAAAUAGCUAUAAAAAGUAAAAUCAAAUAUUUGAAUUUUUAUCUCAACAUACGCAACGCAACGUUGAAAUUCAAAGUCCACAUUCUCCGUUCAAUCGAGGUUCAAGUGUUGAAUGUUUUUAUUGUCAAACAACAGGUUCGCGAAUAAUUAAAGUUAGAAAUAAUGAAAACUAAAGUGCUUUAAACCUGUUCUGUGAUAAUUUAUUACUUCUAAAUAAGUUGACUUUCAAUUGCAUUCGAGUUCAAGAACCUCAACAUAAACGAUAAAGAUGGAUAGAAUUUUACGAGGUAUUAUGAGAUAUCGUAACACUACAAGAGUUGAAAUGGUCAAAGAGUUUCAAAAAGUCAGAGACAAUCCUGAGCCGAAAGCAGUUUUCUUCACAUGCAUGGACUCUCGAAUGAUCCCAACGAGAUUCACUGAUACUCAUGUUGGUGACAUGUUUGUGAUAAGAAAUGCUGGAAAUCUUGUUCCUCAUAGCCAAUUUUUUCAAGACGAAUAUUUCUCAUGUGAACCGGCGGGUCUAGAAUUGGGUUGUGUGGUAAAUGACAUCCGACAUAUCAUUGUUUGUGGACAUAGUGAUUGCAAGGCUAUGAAUUUACUACGUCAAUUACAAGAUCCCGAACUUUCAUCACGAGAUAAUCGAAUCAUAUCACCAUUAAAAUCAUGGCUUUGCACUCAUGCAUCGACAAGUUUACAAAAGUUCCUUUAUCUGAAAGAAAAUGGACUUAAUUUGCCACUAACAUUUACUGCCGAAACACCCCAAAGAAAAUUCAUCGCUUACAUCGAUUCUGACAAUAAAUUUGCACUCGAAGAUAAAUUAUCUCAAAUCAAUACACUUCAACAGCUUCAAAAUGUCGCAUCUUACGGCUUCUUAAAGAAACGACUCGAGCAACAUGACCUUCAUAUUCACGCAUUAUGGUUCGAUAUUUACACCGGUGACAUUUAUUAUUUCAGUCGUCAAGCCAAACAAUUUAUCUCAGUUACGGAAGAUACGAUUGAAAAAAUUAGCGAUGAAGUUCGACGAUAUUAUUCAUGAAAGCUUAACAUCAACAACUCGAAUAUUCAUCGAAAUAUCUUCUUCUUUUUUCUUGUAUGAAUGCUGAAGGGUUAAGUAGUAAUGUAUGUCAUGACGUGCUUAUGCAGAUGUUGAACAAAUCCUUGCAUUUGGAUUUUAAACUUUACAACCUUCAAUAAUUAAGCUUUAGACUAUUAAGAAACAUUUAAAGUGCUUUAAAGAAAUUAACACAUCUUCCAGUGACAUUAUUUAAUGAUGUUUAUCUUGAUUCCUUGCUUUCUGUUGUACAAAAUUGGAUCAUUCUUGCUUGAUUCCAAUUGCUUGUUAUGCAUUUCCUAAGAUACAAUCUAAUAUUUAAAUAUUUUUUUAUGCAGAGCUUUUAUUGAUGUUAAAUUCAUUGUUUAAUAUUUUCUUAAAGAAAUAUCUAUUUCCCUAAUUUUUAUAGAAAAUUAUUCUUUUUAAGUUUCAUUUUCAACAUGUAAUGUACAAAAAUCUUUUCUUAAUGAUAUGACAAUAAAAGUGAUUUAUAAAAAUGUAGAUCAUCGAAAA